Macaca mulatta (Rhesus monkey) is the source of this 4663-nucleotide messenger RNA. The record is from RefSeq and is a predicted model, not a curated record. NCBI's taxonomy places the organism in Eukaryota, Metazoa, Chordata, Mammalia, Primates, Cercopithecidae.
CCCACCUCAGUCACUGGUUUGCUCGCUUCCUUAUGUGAUGAAUCAAUGCUUUCAGAACAGGGGCUUCUGAGUGACUGCAGGAACAAUUACUUCCAAAUGAACUCGUGCAUCUUAUCAGGGAGCAUUCAGACCACACCCCAGGUCUCUGCUGGUGGUUCUGAAGCCAAACCUCUGAUCUUCACAUUUGUCCCCACUGUCAGAAGACUACCAACCCAUACUCAGUUGACUGACACCUCUAAAUUCCUUGUUAAAAUUCCAGAAGAAUCAAGUGAUAAGAGUCCAGAAACUGUAAAUAGGUCUAAAUCCAAUGACUACUUGACCUUGAAUGCUGGGAGCCAACAAGAGAGAGACAAAGCGACAUUGACUUGUCCUUCAGAGGUCAGUGGAACGAUUUUACAAGAAAGGGAAUUUGAAGCAAACAAACUUCAAGGAAUGCAGCAAAGUGACCUCUUCAAAGCUGAAUAUGUCCUUAUUGUGGACUCUGAAGGGGAAGAUGAGGCUACAAGCAGAAAAGUUGAACAAGGCCCCCCAGGGGGGAUUGGUACCGCAGCUGUCCGGCCCAAGUCUCUAGCAAUCUCUUCCAGUCUGGUCUCUGAUGUAGUGCGUCCCAAAACACAGGGGACUGAUCUCAAGGCCUCAUCACAUCCUGAAAUGCUUCAUGGGAUCGCCCCUCAGCAAAAGCACGGGCAGUUAACUUCUUCUUCCACUACCUCUGAGCAGCUUGCCUGUAAACCACCUGCUUUCUCCUUUGUUUCUCCAACUAAUCCGAACGCACCACCCGACCCAGUUCACCUCGAGGGAGCCUCUGUCCUAGAGGAGUUCCACACUAGGAGGCUGGAUGUCGGUGGGGCCGUGGUGGAAGAAUCAGCUACGUAUUUUCAAACUACCGCUCACUCUACACCCUUUUCUGCAUCGAAGGGCACCUCCUCGACGUUACUGUUUCCCCAUUCCACUCAACUAUCAGGUUCUAACUUACCCAGUUCAACUGCGGCAGAUCCAAAGCCUGGACUGACCUCUGAAGUUCUCAAGAAGACAAGUUUAACCUCGCAUGUCCUUAGUCGCGGAGAAAGUCCGAGAACCUCUUCUCCUCCAUCGUCCUCCAGUGCUUCUCUGAAGUCGAAUUCAGCCUUGUACAUACCAGUCCGCAUUGUCACGCAUUCACUGUCUCCGAGCCCCAAACCAUUUACCUCCUCUUUCCACGGCUCUUCUUCCACCAUCUGCAGCCAAAUGUCAUCUAGUGGAAAUCUUUCAAAGUCAGGGGUAAAAUCCCCGGUGCCUUCCCGGCUUGCCCUUCUCACUGCCAUUCUCAAGUCAAACCCUUCCCACCAAAGACCCUUUUCCCCUGCAUCCUGUCCCACCUUCUCUCUCAACUCCCCGGCCUCUUCCUCGCUCACACUUGAUCAAAAAGCAAAGCAGACCCCACCCACGCCUAAAAAAUCUCUCUCAAGUUGUUCCCUGAGAGCCGGGUCUCCAGAUCAAGGGGAAUGCCAGGUUUCUGAGUUGACCCAGCAAUCUUUUCACCUGCCUGUUUUCACCAAGUCUACCCCACUUUCUCAGGCGCCCUCCCUCUCUCCUACAAAACAGGCUAGUAGCAGCCUUGCUUCCAUGAAUGUAGAGAGAACACCAUCACCUACUUUGAAGAACAAUACCAUGCUUUCCCUGCUACAAACCAGUGCAUCAAGUUCUGUGGGUCUUCCUCCUGUUCCACCAAGCUCUUCUCUUUCCUCUUUAAAGAGUAAACAGGAUGGUGACCUCAGGGGUCCAGAAAACCCCAGAAACAUUCACACCUACCCUUCUACAUUAGCCUCCUCUGCAUUGUCUUCUCUAUCUCCUACUAUUAAUCAAAGAGCUACGUUCUCUUCUUCAGAGAAAUGUUUCCAUCCUUCCCCAGCUCUUUCAAGCCUGAUAAACAGAUCUAAAAGAGCAUCAUCCCAACUAUCUGGCCAGGAGCUGAAUCCUUCAGCUCUUCCUUCACUCCCUAUCUCCAGUACUAGCUCUGCCUCUCUUCCCAACUUGAGGUCCUCCUCUCUCCCUCGUGCCAAUCUGCCCACCCUGGUGCCCCAGCUCAGUCCCUCAGCUCUGCAUCCACAUUGUGGCAGUGGUACCCUGCCUUCAAGACUUGGGAAAUCUGAAAGCAGCACCCCCAACCACAGGUCACCUGUUUCAACCCCAUCACUUCCCAUAUCUCUAACAAGAACAGAGGAGCUGAUUUCACCUUGUGCAUUGUCCAUGUCAACAGGCCCAGAAAAUAAGAAAUCAAAGCAAUACAAGACCAAGUCAAGCUACAAGGCUUUUGCAGCAAUCCCUACAAACACAUUGCUUUUGGAACAGAAGGCACUAGAUGAACCAGCCAAGACUGAAAGUGUCUCCAAGGACAACACAUUAGAACCACCAGUGGAGCUGUAUUUCCCUGCACAGCUCAGGCAGCAAACUGAAGAGCUCUGUGCUACCAUUGAUAAGGUCUUACAGGAUUCCUUGUCUAUGCAUUCUUCUGAUUCUCCUUCAAGGUCCCCAAAGACAUUGUUGGGUUCUGACACAGUCAAAACUCCCACAACUCUUCCAAGAGCAGCUGGUCGAGAAACCAAAUAUGCAAAUCUCUCCUCACCAUCUUCUACAGUACCUGAGAGUCAGCUGACUAAGCCUGGAGUAAUUCGCCCAGUACCUGUAAAAUCCAGAAUAUUACUGAAACAAGAGGAGGAAGUCUACGAACCCAACCCUUUCAGUAAAUAUUUGGAAGAUAACAGUGACCUCUUUUCUGAACAGAAUCACUGCAAUUUUGGAAGAAAGGAGUUGAUUUCCUGCCAAAGGGUCAACUGAAUAUAUUGUCUUCUUUCUCUCUCCCGUUAUGAGCAAUUGUAGAAGCCUAUUUUUUAUGGGUUUUUUUUUUUGACUUCUUCAAUUUUAAUUGCUCCUCUCUCCUAAACACCUCCAGAUGGGAAAUGAAAGACCAGAAUCAAACUAUAUGUCUAGAAAAACAUAAAACUCAGCAUUGUAGUCCUCUGCUGCUCACUGUGAUUGAUUAUGGAGUAGCUUUCUUUCUUUUCCCUUGAGUGUACCUCCAUCAGAUACUUCCAUGCUGAUCCAUGCCAUCUGCUCUGUGAAACUCGCUGUCAGACAACCAUACACUUUAAGCCCUAAGUUAUCCGAAUUCUAUCUUUGAAAUUAUGUUGUGAUUAUUAAAAAUCUUUUUUAUAUAGAGGAUUUCAAAUAGCUAAGCAUAUGCUAAAUUUUUCAUACUUCACAAGUUCGAGUUUUCUUGGUUCAAAUCAGGAUUCAAAAUAGAUGUGUUGCUUUAAAUACGUGUUUUAAAAAUGCAUAUGGAUUCUCCAAAAUUUGGGUUUCUAAGCAAGCAGAUGUGCCAUAUAAUCAAAACCAAUUUAUAUUGGCUUUAUCUUAGUGAAAUGUAGAUAAUCAGAAUCUCUUAUUUCUUAGUAACAUGGGGUUUCUGUGAUGCUGUCUGUAAAGUGUUGAUAUGUCUUUAGAUAAAGGGGUUGCCCUUUAAGAAAAUAUUACGACUUUUCAUGAUUUUAUUAACAAGGUGUUGAUUUAAAUUAAAACUGUAGCAAAAAUGCUGUGGCUCUGAUUUUAAAUUGUUGUAGGUUCUAGACAGCAAAGGAAAGCUGAAAAUAAAUGCUGCAUUUAAAAAUAAAUGUGGCUUUACCAAAGAGGUGGAAAGACGGAAGACAGGAUGGAGUGAAAGGCUCCAGUAAUUUUACCUGUGGUACUCUGAGUUCACAAAGGUGCCUUGUACUCAGACAGAAAACUACGGUGUGAAGAGGCGACAGCAUGAGUGAAGAGAAAGUGGAUUUGCACCCUUCACUUCCAAGCCACAGGAAAGGAAGUGACUUUAAAAUGCCAGGGUGCAACAAAAGCAUCUCAGAUGUACAGGCUUUAAUGAGAAGAGCUCAAAAUGCCUUAAAAUGCCUUUGAUGUUGCAAUGGAAACAGCUUUUGAAGUUAAACAGUAUGAUUUGAUGGUUGAGUAGAAAGUAGGCUUUUUCUAGAGCACCAAAUGCGUCAGAUAUGGCUAUAACACUAAUUUUCUGUUGUGUCUGUCAGUUAAGCAGAGCUAAAUUAAUUUAUUCACUGCAUAUUUGUCUGCUAAUUUUUCUCUAAUGAGCAAAGAUAUUACUUGCUUCAUGAGUUCCUGUCUUCUUGAAGUUUUGUAGAAUAUGAUAGUAUCAACAACAAAAAUUAUUAAUUCUUUUCAAAAAGUCAGGUCCUCAGUAAAGCCUUUUUUUGAAAAAUUAGUUCUAUGUAUAUUUACAUUGAAAGAGGACAAUUCUCAAGUGACUGAAAAGUGUUUAAAGCAUUUUAUUAGAAAUAACUAUGUUACCUAUCUCAUUGAUAGAAACAUGUCCAAGACUGUUUUAUAAUCCCUGUACAUCUGUCAAAAACUAGAACAUUAAAACAUUCAUCUAUUGCAUACUAAAGCAGGAUAGAGUGAUGUUCAUUUUCAAGAAUCAUUUAGAAUAGUGAUCUCUAAAGUAUUAGGUACUAACCUCAAUAUAAUGCAGUGGGGUGGAAGUAGGGCACAGGUUAGACAUGAUAGAGAUGUCAUUAGUGUGUUUUGAAACAAAUCUCAAACAGAGGUCACAAACUAUGGUCUGUGGGUCAAACCUGGCUCACCAAUGUUUGUAUAAAUAAAGUAUUAUUGAAACACA